AUGACAGUCAGCAACUCAGAAGAGCCACAGGAAGUCCUUUUUAAGAAGAACCUUGAUCAUUUCUAUCUUAUCGUGAAGGAUCAAAUCCUCAAAUUUCAGUACCCAAUCAGCGGUCUCUUCCCAUUAAACCCGAAAGACCCUCAGUGCAAAUUCAGUCAUGUUCGGGAUUCGGUCUACUGUGCCACUGUCUUGUGGGCUCUUCAUCGAGCUUUCGUGCGUGUGGAUGAUGAUGCCGGUAGACAUUACGAACUUGGUCAGUGCGCUGUAAAAUGUAUGCGAGGUAUCCUGAUUGGAUGGAUGCAACAGUCUUCCCGACCACAGCAGUUCAAGAAAACGCAGAGUUCGGAAACUUGUCUUAGUUCCCGAUUGAACUAUGAAACAGGGGAGCCAAUCGUUGAUCCGGAAUAUAAAAACCUGCAAAUGGAUUGCGGGAGUUUGUAUUUCAUUCAACUGGCACAAAUGACUGCCUCUGGUUUGCAAGUUGUAUACACCAGAGAUGAAGUUGCUUUCAUGCAAAAUCUCGUCUUCUAUCUGGAGCGUGCCCAUCGGAUCCCAGACUACGAUAUGUGGGAACGCGGAACCAAACAGAACCGAAACAUGGUAGAGUUAAAUGUCAGUUCAAUCGGGAUGGCCAAGGCUGCGUUGGAGUCCGUUUCCGGUCUCAAUGUCUACGGCGCCGAAGGUAGUCAUUCAUCCACACUUUUGAUGGACAUUGAUGCAGCAGACAGAAACCGGAUAAUCAUGACAAACCUGCUACCUAGAGAACCAGCAUCAAAAGGUAGUGAUGUAUCUCUGCUGCCAGCGCUCUGCUGGCCUGCCUACGGGGCCUCAAAAACCGAGCCUUCUGGGCCUGCACUAGAGCGUUGCCUUCUCCGUCUGAAAGAUCAGUACGGCUUUCGUCGAUUCAACAGAGAUGGAUAUGUAACGGUGCUUGACCAGAACACUCACUAUCAACCCGGAGAACUAAUGAAGUUCACCGGAAUCGAGAGUGAAUGGCCAAUGUUCUUCGCGUACAUGCCGAUUGAACACUGCAUGAACGGUGAAUUGGAAAAGGCAAUGGAAUACGAUCGUGUGAUCCAGCCACUUUUGGUUCAUCCAGUGCCUGAAAGAUUUCCAUGGCUUCCGAAAUUUUUGUACGUACCUUUGGAUGACCUGGAGAGGGAGCGGAAAUCCCGAGGCUCGGUCGUACGCAAAAGCAGUUUCCACGUUCCCGGAGAGUCUUUUUUCUUGUGGAGUCAGUCGGUCUACAUCAUAUCCCAGCUCCUAAUUCACGGCUGUUUAACUCCAAGCGACUUGGAUCCACUAGGACGGUGCCCAGCCUGGAGCAGUAAGCUUGGUGCUCUACCUCAUUCGUCUCCUAUCUUCGUGGACAAACUUUUGAACCUGACGAUUCCCCAGAGUAGUGGACACGUGUCGACUUGCUUUUUAAAAGUACAGGCUGCUCUGGAGGCUUUACUUUAA
Messenger RNA from Opisthorchis viverrini, 1461 nucleotides. RefSeq lists its product as hypothetical. The transcript has a single exon. Gene Ontology annotation, cellular component: phosphorylase kinase complex. The coding region runs from base 1 to 1461 and encodes 486 amino acids. Gene Ontology annotation, biological process: glycogen metabolic process. The record is from RefSeq and is a predicted model, not a curated record. NCBI's taxonomy places the organism in Eukaryota, Metazoa, Platyhelminthes, Trematoda, Opisthorchiida, Opisthorchiidae. Gene Ontology annotation, molecular function: calmodulin binding.